Dermochelys coriacea (leatherback sea turtle) is the source of this 1220-nucleotide messenger RNA. Its product is annotated as immunoglobulin lambda-1 light chain-like. Bases 16 to 837 code for a protein of 273 amino acids. The transcript is spliced from 4 exons. Gene Ontology annotation, biological process: immunoglobulin production involved in immunoglobulin-mediated immune response; antigen processing and presentation of exogenous peptide antigen via MHC class II; immune response. Gene Ontology annotation, cellular component: MHC class II protein complex. Gene Ontology annotation, molecular function: MHC class II protein complex binding. The record is from RefSeq and is a predicted model, not a curated record. NCBI's taxonomy places the organism in Eukaryota, Metazoa, Chordata, Testudines, Dermochelyidae.
CAGAUUUGCAUCAGGAUGUCUGCUCACAUCACAGGGUUUAAGAAGCAAGUGGAGAAGGCACCACUGAAUUCAGAGACGGCGCUGGCUGGGUGUACUGUUCCUAGGAUGGCUUGGGUCACCACACUACUGGUUUUGGUAGCCUGUUGGGCAGGUUCCAGCUACCAGUUAACUUUGACUCAGCCACUCACUAUGUCAGUGACUCCAGGAGAAACUGCCCAACUCGCAUGUGUUCUGAGCAGUGGAUACAGCAUCAGCAAUGCCUACAUACGCUGGUACCAGCAGAAGCAAGGGGAGAAACCAAGAUACCUGCUUUAUUACAAGGAUGACUCUACCCAGCAUAAAGGCUCUGGUGUCCCUGACCGGUUCACUGCCUCUAAAGACCCUUCCAGGAACGCCUGCUUUUUAACUAUCAGCAGGGCUCAAGCGGAGGACGAUGCUGAUUACUAUUGCUCAGACUGGGAUGACAGAACUAACCGGUAUGUCUUCGGUGGAGGAACCCAGCUGACCGUCCUUGGUCAGCCAAAGGCAUCUCCUACCGUGCACCUCUUCCCUCCAUCCUCGGAAGAGAUGAAAACAAAAAGCAAAGCCACACUGGUAUGUCUGCUGGGCAGCUUUUAUCCAGGGUCAGUCCAAGUCACCUGGAAAGCUGACGGCCAGCAGAUCUCCACUGGAGUGGAGACGACCAAGCCAUCCAAACAGAGUGACAAUAAGUUCAUGGCCAGCAGUUACCUGUCUCUGGAUGCAUCAAAGUGGAAGACUCAUGAGACCUACACCUGCCAGGUGACACACGAUGGGAAGAACUUUGAGAAGUCCCUGAAGAGCUCAGAGUGUUCUUAGUCCUCUGACCACAGGGGGCUCAGCUGGUUCCCAUGUCAGUCUGUAGGGGGUUCCCCAAGGGGGCCAGGAUCUGUCUGUAGCAUUCCCAUAAAGCAGAUUUCCAGCAAAACUCCUUCCUGUUUAAGAUGGGAGAUUUUACCAAUCCAUAUGACAUCUGUCUUUAUUCCCACAUCCCCCCACUGCUCUCACCCCCUGCAUUCCCUGGAAAUGUCCUUCCUGCUUUAGUCUCUGAUGCAGCCUUGUUAGGAUAUUAAUAAAAUCAGAAAAAUUUGACUAUCGCUGUGACUGUGAAGAGUUUAACUUCUGUCCCUUUUUCUCCUGAUGUAUUAAUUGUAGUAUACACAUAAUCUUCCAAUAAAAUAAACGUACCUUUUAUCAGCCAA